Messenger RNA from Lindgomyces ingoldianus, 3066 nucleotides. Its product is annotated as cation efflux protein. Lineage: Eukaryota; Fungi; Ascomycota; Dothideomycetes; Pleosporales; Lindgomycetaceae. Gene Ontology annotation, cellular component: Golgi apparatus; membrane. Gene Ontology annotation, molecular function: zinc ion transmembrane transporter activity. The record is from RefSeq and is a predicted model, not a curated record. The transcript is spliced from 5 exons. Gene Ontology annotation, biological process: intracellular zinc ion homeostasis; zinc ion transport; transmembrane transport. Bases 176 to 3019 code for a protein of 947 amino acids.
CGCAACAAUUCUGUUUCGCCUUUCACUCAAGCCACGCACGCUAUUCACCAGCAUAUCCUCGCGUGAAUACAUCAGAGCCGACCGCUCUGGAACCGGGUGCAGGCCUGCCCCAGAGGUACGGCAAAUACUCGUUGGGCGCGCUGAAUCCUUUGAGGAACAACCUCCCUAUGUUCACAUGGCUUCGACAUAUGCGCUCCCUCUGAACACGUCUGCGCAUACGCAUGGUCAUGGACACUCUCAAUCGCACUACCUGUCAGACCGUCCCCCGUCCUGGGCCGGUCAAGUCAACGGCGUAUCAUCGGGAAAGAAGGAAUCAACACAAUCCAGCGCUGGUCACCAUCACCACCGCUCAGAGCUGAAUGGCCAAUUGCGCGCCCCCGAACCUUCACCCUACGCCGAUAGCCGCGAACAUAGCCACGACCACUCUAGAUCGACUGACAGCGGCUUCUCACUGAAGCCACUCAUGGGGGGCAGGCCUCGGGGCAGGCCUCGAGGGGAGUCCGACCUGGGCCGACCUCCUACUCGGAAGAGUAACGCCGCGGGGAACUUUGGCUUCUCUCCAAUACAUGAGACUCCUGCCCCACCACCUUCGACGUCCUGGCUCGAGCUGCCCGAAGCGCUCACUGCGCUCCUCAUACCCCUCCCGUUCCUCUUUGCGUCGCUCGCAUACCGUACUGUUGUCCCCCAACCUCGAAGACACUUCACUGGGCUUGCACCCGCCCACGAGCGAUUGCUGGAGUCUGUCACGAAAGAAUCUGAUACUCCCAGCGCAGCGCCUUGGACUUUGCCUGGCGGCUCACAAUUCCUCUAUGCGUGCACGCUUUCGUCAACGACGUUAAUUCUGGUUGGGAUCAUAUCAAAGAUACGCUCACUGGACCAGCCCUUGGAUCGACGGAAGUCUUUUGGGGGCUCUGAAAGUCCGGGCAAUGCACUGGAUGUGUUGAGGAAUCUCAGCUCGCUUGGCCGUAUGUGCAACACCAUUUUCGGUGUCCUACUUCCGUUUUAUGCAGCAAUGCACUUAGGCGGCGCCAUAACGGCUUUCGUUUUGUUGACAGCAGUGACAGCAGGGAUAGGAGGUUUUGAUCAUAAGCCGGGCAAACAUAUGAUUUGGGAUUCUUGGAAGAGGACGCUCCGGACUCGCAAGGUAACUUGCGGCAUUCUCGUGCUUGCGGCUAUUCUCCACAUGCUUGGUUCUGAGGGUAGCCUAAGUGUCCUCUCCGGUCAUCUUGCCUUGACAGCUUCCGUGCUUGUAAUCCCUCCUCCCUUUCCUACGGCCGGCUGGUCUUUGGUGACGGGCCUUAAAGACAGCAAUGAAUCCUGGAACAGUCGGGGAUCGACACGAAUAGCUUUGCCAAAGCCGUCUUCUCCAUUGACGAGCUCUCCCGAAGAUACACUGCUUACUAUUGUCGCAGGUGUCUGUCUCACUGUUUUCACUAUUCUGUUUUCCAUCAUCUCGUCCGAUUCACCUUCCAUUGCGCGAGAUCCAAUUGUAUUUUCGACUCUUUCCGUUGCAUCAGCAACUGCACUUAUCUUCUUUUCAAUACCCUCAGCUCUGCGAAGUCAGAAGAAGGUUGGACUUGCACUGGGCUGUCUUUUAGUCAUUGUAUUCGGGGGUUUUGAAUCUUCAAACACAUGGCAGGGAACACUCUACCUCCCGUUGAUAUGUGCGCUUUCUUUUGGAGCUGUGUCGUUUGACACGAAAACUCCUGUGCCUCACGCGCAUUCACACGGUCACUCGCAUUCCGGUCAUAAGCACGCUCAUGCACAUCAUGACCAUCAUCUUCAUGGAAAUCAUUCAAAGCUCUCCGAGUUACUCAUUGAACAGUGUACGCCUGGGUCCAUCAUUCAUACCAUCAUGAUUGAGAAGGACUCUCGUCGGAUUGCGUAUUUUGGAGUGCUCAAUCUGAGCUUCAUGCUCAUUCAAUUCUUCUACGGGUUUGUCAGUGGCUCGUUGGGACUGCUCACAGACAGUAUUCACAUGCUGUUUGAUUGUGCUGGCCUAGGAGUUGGCUUGGCUGCUGCCGUGAUGAGCAAAUGGCCCCCGAAUACUCGCUUUCCGUACGGCUACGGAAAGGUCGAUACUCUCUCUGGCUUUGCAAACGGAGUAUUCCUAAUGCUUGUGAGUGUGGAGAUUGUCUUCGAUGCCUUUGAAAGGCUCUGGGAAGGUCAUGAGCUGCAUCGUCUCAAUGAGCUUCUCAUCGUUAGUGUUCUUGGCUUCUUGGUGAAUAUUGUGGGUCUGACCGCGUUUGGACAUGCCCACCACCAUGGUCACUCGCACGACCAUGAUCAUGACCACGAUCAUUCCCACGGCCACUCACACGAAAAUGAGAAUAUGCAAGGCAUUUUCCUCCAUAUUCUCGCCGACGCUCUUGGAUCUGUGGCGGUCAUCAUCUCGACCCUUUUAACUAAAUACUAUGGUUGGUCAGGUUGGGACCCUAUUGCGUCGUGCAUCAUAGCGCUCCUCAUAUUCUUUUCCGCCAUUCCACUCGUCAAGAGCUCCGGAAUGCGUCUACUUCUAUCUCUCCCAGCGGACGUUGAGUAUGGCAUACGAAAUACCCUCCAAGAGUUGAGUUCUUUACGAGGUGUCGUCGGCUACACUGUUCCUCGCUUCUGGCUCGAAGAUGAGGGAGCAGCGCAUGCUGAAGUGCAUGCAAAAGAGCACAAAGAAUGUAAUCACGGGCAUUCGCAUCAUAACGACAAUCAUUCCCACCAUAAUCAUGGUCACAGCUAUGGAGGUCACGAUUCACAGAGUGAUAGUGAACCUCAUUCCCAUCAUCCCCACGACCAUUCAAACCAUCAUGGCCAACAUGAUCACUCGGAUCACGAUCAUAAUCAUGGACCUCGCCAGCAAAAAGUACUGGGCGUUAUACACAUCAUUGCCUCCCGGGCCGCGAAUCUCGAGGACGUGAGAGAGCGUACAGUACAAUUUCUUAAGGGAAGAGGCAUGGAGGUAGUCGUUCACGUAGAGACGGAAGGUGAAGGACGAUGCUGGUGCGGCGGCGGGGCCAAAGUGGCGUAAGGAAGGAGCUUUGCGUCAUGUUCGACUGUGACGGAGGGGGGUUUUUU